AAUGACUUUUCCCAAAUAAUUUUUAAAAUUGUAUUCGAUAAAAAACUUAAAGCUAAAACAACGCUGCAACCAAACACUUUAACCAAAAGUUAGCUGCAAUGAAUUAUUGCAUUGCUAUUCACAAUAUAGUGUCUAUAGAUAAUUACUAUUGUCCAUGUUGUCCGCUUAUUUGGUUAAGAAUUAAAAUUCCUCGUUUUAGCAAUUUGUAAGAAAGUUUGCAAGUUUAGUUUACCAUAAUGGGAGUUCCAGCAUUUUUUAGAUGGUUAAGUAAAAAAUAUGCAUGCGUCAUCGUUGAUUGUGUAGAAAACAAGAAUUUGGAUCCGAACACCGGAGAAACAAUAUACGAAGACGCUACCCUCCCAAAUCCUAAUGGAGUUGAGUUUGAUAAUCUAUAUUUGGAUAUGAAUGGUAUUAUACAUCCAUGCACACAUCCUGAAGACAAGCCAGCCCCAAAAAAUGAGGAUGAAAUGAUGGUAGCAAUAUUUGAAUGUAUUGAUCGAUUGUUUGGCAUUGUUCGCCCACGAAAAUUAUUAUAUAUGGCAAUUGACGGUGUAGCGCCAAGGGCGAAAAUGAAUCAACAGCGGUCGCGGCGUUUCAGAGCUGCUAAGGAAACAAAUGAAAAGCGAAUGGAAAUACAAAAAAUUAGAGACGAACUUUUAGUCAAGGGAUAUAUACUUCCACCUGAGAAAACUGACAAGGAACACUUCGAUUCCAAUUGUAUAACACCAGGUACACCGUUUAUGGACAGAUUAAGUAAGUGUUUACAUUAUUAUAUCCACGACCGUAUGAACACAAACCCAGCUUGGAAAGGAAUAAAAGUUGUAUUGUCAGAUGCGAAUGUCCCCGGUGAAGGUGAACACAAAAUAAUGGACUAUAUUCGUAAACAAAGGGCUCAGCCAGAUCACGAUGCCAAUACUCAACAUGUGCUUUGUGGUGCAGAUGCAGAUUUGAUUAUGUUAGGACUUGCUACUCAUGAACCGAAUUUCACAAUUAUACGAGAAGAGUUUUUACCAAACAAACCUCGCCCAUGUGAGAUAUGUAAACAAUAUGGACAUGAAAUGCAGAAAUGUGUAGGACUAGGAAACGCAAGUGGGUCGAAAGAUGAAAGCUUUAAGCCGGACGUUCCAAUAAACGCUGAAGUUAGAUUUAUUUUUGUAAGAUUGAGUGUUCUUCGAGAAUAUCUUAAAAAGACUUUAGAAAUGCCAAAUUUGCCAUUUAAAUAUGAUUUUGAGCGCGCUUUGGAUGAUUGGGUUUUUAUGUGCUUCUUUGUUGGAAACGACUUUUUACCACAUUUACCAAGUCUUGAAAUUAGGGAAGGCGCAGUGGAUCGCUUGGUGGAAUUGUAUAAAAAAUGUGUAUAUAAGACUGGGGGUUAUUUAACGAAUUCAGGUGAAGUCAAUCUGCAACGUGUUCAAAUGAUUCUAACUGAUUUGGGUAAUGUUGAAGAUAAUAUAUUUAAAGAGAGACAACGACGGGAGCAGAUAUUUAAGGCAAGACAGAAACGCCAGCGAGAAAAUGAAUAUAAAGCUGAAAGCCUUAGUGUGUCCUCAUUUUUUCAACCAACUGCUGUAAAUCGAGGUGCAUCGAAUUCACAACCAGCAUUCAACUAUAAAGAAGAAGCUGUAAAAUUGAGAACUCAAAAUAAUAAAGGCGUUAAAAGGACAGCUGCAGAAGCAGGUCUUGAUAACGAUUCUGACGAAAAUGACAAUGACGAGGUUAGAUUGUACGAAGCUGGUUUUAAAAAUCGGUAUUACGAAUCGAAGUUUGAUGUUGGUACUAAUAAUCAAGGCUUUCGAUAUUCCGUUGCAUUGCAAUAUGUGCGCGGACUUUGCUGGGUUCUAAAAUAUUAUUAUCAAGGUUGUGCAUCAUGGGAUUGGUAUUUUCCAUACCAUUACGCACCAUUUGCAUCCGAUUUCGUGAACAUUACUGGCUUAUCGACCAAUUUUGACAAGGGUACAAAACCGUUUAAUCCACUAGAACAGUUAAUGGGGGUAUUUCCCGCCGCCAGUUCUUCUCAUGUUCCAAAACCAUGGGCAACAUUAAUGUCUGAUCCAGAUUCACCAAUUAUUGAUUUUUAUCCCGAGGACUUUAAAAUCGAUUUAAAUGGAAAAAAGUUUGCUUGGCAAGGAGUAGCUUUACUUCCUUUUGUUGACGAGCGGCGGCUUUUUAAAGCUCUUGAGCCUUUUUAUAAAAAAUUAACAGAGGAGGAAGUCCGGCGAAAUAAGAGAGGCGAUAAUCGUUUAUAUAUUGGACAAUUGCAUAAUAAAUUUGAAUGGAUGAAACAUCAAUUGAAAUCACUUAAUUCUAUGGACAAAGAAAUAAAGGUGGUUUUGGAUAGAAUGGCUGGAAGUAUUUUAGAAGCAGAAGAUAAUAUAAAAAUCUCAGGCACAUUGACAUCACCAAUAAAUGGCUUACCUAAUAUAAUGUCAAACGAGAUUAUAACCUUCCGUUUUCGGGAUCCAGAAUAUGACAGUGAUUUUAUUUUUCCUGCCAUACGUCUUACUAAUGCAAUAGACCCACCAAAUGUCUUAAACUCUAGACCAGAAGGCCAGUCUGGUCACAAUAGACCAGUUAUUGGUUUCAAUAGAAACCUACCAACUGGACAUUUAAGUGCCGGUGGACACAGAAUGGUUCAAGCCAGUUUGGGAAGGAACUCUUAUAACAUGGGUGGAAACAAUCGAGGACAUUAUCCUCGAGGACCAAAUCCUCAACAGAAUUUUCAAUCUAGAUCUGGUUACAACAAUUUUCAGAACAAUCAUGGAAACAACUUCUCUGGUGGUAAUAAUUACAGAAAUAACCAACAAAACCCGCCUAGAGGUGGACAUCAAAACAAUAGAUUUCAGAGGUAUAAUCCAUAUGGGCAACCCAAUAAUAGAUUUUAAGCAUUUUAGAAAUAAUCGUAUUCCUUAAUUUUGAAAAAAGAUUUAUAGAAGGUAAUUGAUUAAUAUAUGUAUAUAUGAUAUUAUGUACAAAAAAAUAAAAUAAAAUAAAAUUAUAUGGUGAAUUUUAUAUGAGCCCAUUAUAAA
Bactrocera oleae (olive fruit fly) is the source of this 3026-nucleotide messenger RNA. It is a transcript of the gene Rat1, whose product is annotated as 5'-3' exoribonuclease 2 Rat1. Gene Ontology annotation, biological process: nucleobase-containing compound metabolic process. The record is from RefSeq and is a predicted model, not a curated record. Lineage: Eukaryota; Metazoa; Arthropoda; Insecta; Diptera; Tephritidae. Gene Ontology annotation, molecular function: 5'-3' RNA exonuclease activity; nucleic acid binding. Gene Ontology annotation, cellular component: nucleus.